AUGUUGAAUCGAAGGCUGAUUCUUGGAGGAAUUGAGAUCGAGUUUGAAAUACAAAAAUCUACUAAUGAAGGCUUGAUAACAAGUAAAGAAGAUUUGAUAUCCUUGGUUGUUGAUUUUGAAGCCUUUGUUUAUAGACCUUUCACAGUUCAAGAAGAUAAUGAUGAAGAUGUUCUUGUUACAAAAUGGCAACUCGAAGCCAUCAAUGAGAAUUUGGAAACCUUGCUUCUGUCUACCAAAGCAUCCUUUAGCAAUGACUAUUAUGGGGAAGCGAUUAAAGCUUUCCUUGAAACCUUAACGAAAGAGCACAUUGCAAACCUGGACAAAACAAACAAGGCAGUUGAUGACUCUGCAUCUGUUUGCAAGGAAACAACAGAAAAAGUGGAUAAACUAAUUUUCGAUGUUCGAUCUUUUAUGAGUACUUUAUAG
This is a messenger RNA of Lactuca saligna, 426 nucleotides long. Lineage: Eukaryota; Viridiplantae; Streptophyta; Magnoliopsida; Asterales; Asteraceae. The record is from the annotation of a GenBank genome assembly.